Messenger RNA from Sphenostylis stenocarpa, 480 nucleotides. Lineage: Eukaryota; Viridiplantae; Streptophyta; Magnoliopsida; Fabales; Fabaceae. The record is from the annotation of a GenBank genome assembly.
AUGUUGUGGCUUAGAAUGCAAAACUCUGAGAUGGAAUCUUUGAAACAAGUUUCUGAAGAAAGAAAACUCCGAAUUUCAUGCACUGACCCAGAUGCUACAGAUAGUGAAGAAGACAGUGAAGUAUCAAACGGAGACACUAAAAGCAACAAGAGAUUUGUCGUAGAGAUGAAGUUUCCAAGCAUGUUAGAUGAGUCAAACAAAGAACCUCACACCAAAAAGGAAAAACGCACCUCAUCAUCCACCAUGUCUAAAGGUGUAAGACUGAGACCAUGGGGAAAAUAUGCAGCUGAGAUACGAGUCCCUUUUGAAAACCGCCGAGUAUGGCUUGGUACUUUUAAUACCGAGGAAGAGGCUUCAAUUGCUUACAAUAAAAAGAGGGAAGAGUUUGACAAGAAAAAGGCUCUUCUAAAAGGAGAUGCAUCGGGGCAUUCAGAGGGUGCCAAAAAUGAUUUUGCUCAUCAUCCUUCUCAACCAUUUUAG